This is a messenger RNA of Daldinia decipiens, 1827 nucleotides long. RefSeq lists its product as uncharacterized. Gene Ontology annotation, cellular component: EMC complex. Bases 738 to 1511 code for a protein of 257 amino acids. Lineage: Eukaryota; Fungi; Ascomycota; Sordariomycetes; Xylariales; Hypoxylaceae. The record is from RefSeq and is a predicted model, not a curated record. The transcript is spliced from 3 exons.
CCGAUUUUGAACAGUCUUUCAAGAAGGCUUCUGCUGCGAUAACGAAGGGAGAAGAGGCAGGAUCUGAAGCUGAGACUAAGCAGAAGGAAGCACCAACAGUGGUCUAGGUUGAACAUAUGAACAUACCUUUUGAGUACGAUAUAAAUAUACCCCUUAUCUGAAUUAUAAAAAAGUCCUUCUUUUUAGUAAGAAGAGAAGUUGAAUGUAUCAUUGGAGAUAUGAUAUUGCUGUGAUCUGACGUUGACAAGUCACUUGUUCAUAUAAAUGUAAGAGUAAAGAAUCAAAUGAACAAGAAUGAACAUUUGAAAAGCAACACUUCAACCUGAUUUAUUUAUUAACAUAUUUAUAAGAGAAGCGAGUAGUAGUUUCCUAACCUAGGUAUCUCGGAUUUGAUAAAUGGAGACCCCUUCCCUAAACUAACACCAUGUAUGUAUAAGCCGGGGCUAUACCUUCCCAUAUGUAUUCCGUAUAGCUAACGCCAAGAUCCUUCCCCAACGACGUGCCCCCACAUAUUAUAGAUACCUAGGUUGGUACCUACCUAGGUACGUACCCCAUACUUCACACAUCCAUACCUUAGGUACAUAUCAUCAUAGCCUUCGAAAUUCCACAGCUUCAAGACCAACUACAUACCUAAACCAACCUCUAGAUCAACUCCCGACCACCAACUCUCUCCCACCAAGCCACCCAAAAACAAACACCACCAUAAAACUCGAUAAACCAGCCGCAACAAAAAAAAAAUGCAAAUAUCCCUCUCAACCGCCCUCCUCGGCGCCCUCGCCCUCCUCGCCGACCCCUCCGCCGCCUCCUCCAAACCUCAACACCAGCACCAACCUCAAACGACCCUCACCCUCUGGGUCCCGUCCUCGCAGCCCCUCCCCAACCCGCACACCCUCCCGUCCACCACCCACGCAACCCUGUCCGCCCUGCGCGCCGCCUACGACGCCCCCCUCACCGCCGCCGGCUCCUUCGUCUUCCGCAACGUGACCCCCGGCUCGUACCUGGCCGACGUGCACAGCGCGACGCACGCCUUCGCGCCGCUGCGCAUCGACGUGCUGGCGCGCGCGCCUGCGGACGACGAGGGGGAGGCCGGAGGGGGGUUGGUGGUGCGCGCUUGGGAGACGUACCGCGGCAACGACUGGGACAACAAGGGCCAGGAGGUGCCGCGGAGCGGCGGCGGGUUCGCGGUGAGGGCGCUGGGGCCGAGGGAGUAUUUUGUCGAGAGGGGGUCUUUCUCCAUCCUCAGCAUCCUCAAGAACCCCAUGAUCCUCAUGGGCCUCGUCAGCAUGGUCCUAUUCAUCGGCAUGCCCAAGCUAAUCGAGAACAUGGACCCCGAAACGCGCGCCGAGUGGGAAGAGCAGCAGAAGAGCAACCCGAUGAGCAGCCUAAUGGGCGGCGGCGCCCAGCCCGGCGCCAACCCCAUGGGCAACUUCGACAUGGCCGCGUACCUCGCCGGCCAGGGCGCCAAGAAGGACGAUGCCGAGCCGGCGUCGUCUAAAGGUGGGAAGAGGUAGAUCGUGUACAAAGACAUAGGUGCGAAGAAUAUGGGUAUAAUACAAACAUGCAGAAAUACUUAACCUAGACACUUGGAAAAUAGUAGAGGGUAGUGAUGAUGCCUAUUUUAAAGACGACACGGCUCUGCUUUCGAAUUCGUUCAGUUGUAGGGAUUAAAUUGUCAUCGCAUUGCUAUACUUAAGCACCUAGAACGAGCGUUCUUUCUGCGCUAAUGCCGCAAGACCUAUGAUAUGUACCAGACCUAAGCAUCGAGUCGAUCUCGAUUUCAAGUUCUCUCCCGAUCUCUCCCUUUCUCGAUAUUGUGGUUACUCUUAU